AUGCCAGCGCUUAAAUUCCACCACCGCGCGGAAUCCAUCAACGCCGAGGACCACAAAAUCGGUCCUAUUCCCUUACCAUGGUUUAUUCCAAUGUGCAUUUUUGCGCCGUCUUUCCUCGCAUUUAUAGUAUGGGUAUUUUACCUGCAAACCGUGAAGCGAUAUCAAAACAAGAAGCAACUACAGGCGCAACAAGAGCAGGAGCGCAUGGCGAAGAAAGAGGUAGAGACGCAGAUGCAACAGUUCAUUGGGGCCAGCGCAGAUAGCGCAUAUAUUCGCGCACCAGAAAGAGCCGUGAGAAGAUAG
Alternaria alternata is the source of this 303-nucleotide messenger RNA. RefSeq lists its product as hypothetical. The transcript has a single exon. The record is from RefSeq and is a predicted model, not a curated record. Lineage: Eukaryota; Fungi; Ascomycota; Dothideomycetes; Pleosporales; Pleosporaceae. The coding region runs from base 1 to 303 and encodes 100 amino acids.